GCGUCUCGUCUGAGGAGGAAUGUUCAUACAAUGAGGGUCUGUAUGUGUGUGUGUGUGUGUGUGUGUGUGUGUGUGUGUGUGUGUGUGUGUGUGUGUGUGUGUGUGUAUGUUACCUCGGUGCACCAACACGGACAAACGAUUGUCAAUGGACUAUUUGAGAGACGGUCAAAUCGCUUUUACGCAACGGCUCCGCGCGCUCUUCUUGCUGCGUAAUUUUCGUGUGAGCUCGAGCGUGUUUUUUGUCCGGAUGGGAACGGAACGGACUGGUUUUUAAACGCAACUGCCGUGAGUGUUGAACUUUAGUGGAUUCUAGUGUCUUUGUUGGCUGUAGAUGAACACACGCACACUUUGGGGCUUGCUGUUAGAGUUGCCAGUGUCGGUUGGUCGGUCGGUCGGUUUGGUGCGUGUCGGUGUUUGCUUUGGAACGGUCAGCUGACAUGUGUCCGUGGAUGUGAAGUUGUGCGUGCGAUGCUUGUGAAUCAUCCCACGGCUUCAUUUUGGAGACAGUUUAUUUCUGGGCAGAGGUCGUGCAGUUGAGCAAGAGCGCGAGACAUUAUUCCAGCUGGGAUUUUUAUUAUUAUUAUUUUUAUUAUUAUUAACUUUUAUAAAUAAUUUCAGUUUUAUUCUAAUGGUUGGAAAAAAACAUAUUGGAUUAAUUCUAACAUUGUAACUUUAGGAUGUAUCUGCGACUGAAUUAGUUAUUUUACAUCUGAACACAUGUUAUAUUAUUUUUAUUAUUAUUAUUUAUCUUCUCCGAGUCCGUGGUUUGAAUCCUUCCAUGCACGAGCUGUGGUCCAUUAGAAGCUGCGUGGACCUCUGGAAACUUGUCGUGGACCAGCUGGCAUGGGAGAGGCGACCCCGGCCCAGUCCGCUGCGGGGCCCUUCGUACCCAUGUUAGGUGUAGGUGUAGGUGUAGGUUUAGGAGGGUCCGUGUCCGGUGGCGUGGCCGCGUCCAGCCGUGGGUCCGCGGUGCCACAGCUGCACAACGCCAUCGUGGAGCGUCUGCGCGCCCGCAUCGAGCUGUGCAGGAGGCACCACUCCACCUGCGAGAACCGCUACCAGAGGGGUCAGGCCGAGAGCACGGACCGGGAGCACGAGAAUACGCUUCACCUGCUCAAUAUAGUCCACCAAGGACCCGGGAACAGGAAGGCUAAAGGCAGCCGGGGCUCGAACCAGCAACCUCCAGAAUACAGCAGACCCAAUGGAGAGCAGAAAGGAGCAGAGGGCGAGCAGAAGAUCUCCACGCGGAUAGCGCUUCAAGGAUCUUUGCGAAGAAAGAUCGAAGGCCACGCGCCAGGACAAACACCAAAGCAGAAUGGCCUCUCUUGUGCUUUCACUGGAACGGACUUUAAGCGGGUCCGUCUAGACUCUGGUCUGGGACAGGGGUCCUGCAACCAUAACUUAACCCAGUCUCAGUCUCUGCAGGGCUCGUCCGUCAUGGGUAUGCAGAGGAAGAAUUACAUGAUGCCCCAUGGUGUGGGCUCAGACAUAUUCAACAUGACCCUGAAAGAGAUGAAAAAAGAGCCCAUUGAGGUCCAGUCUUGUGGCCAGUCACAUGGAGAGAUGAUUUUUGAUUUCAAAGAUGAAGGGGGUGGUCACAUCGACCCAGAGCUCCAGGACCUGUUUGAUGAGCUGACUAAAUCGGUGCCGCCGCUAAAUGACCUUGAAUUUGAGAAGAUGCUGAAGCAGGAUGACACGUUCGGUUUGGAUUUAGGUCGUCCGAGUUCAGCGGGAGCAGCUGGCAGUCUGUGCUCCCCGUUGGAUAAGCCAAUAAAGAUGGAACACUCCCCGGAUUUCAGCCAGGUUCAUUGCGGAUCACCACAGCUUCGUCCGGCCUCAGCGGGACCGUCGUUCACACUGACCAGCACCUCCCCGACGGCGUCCUCGCAGAAAACCAACGCCCAGCCGGGACACCCCAGAGCCAUGCCCUGCUGGCCCGAAAUAUCCCACGCCGAGCAGCUGAAACAGAUGGCGGCAAACCAGCAGCAACCAAGCUCCCUUCUUCAUCAUCACCACCAAACGCCACCUGCAGGCCUGACCAGCUGGGCGCCCGCCAUGAGCACCCACUCCUCCACCAGCUCCUUCCCACAGGAUAAGGUCUCAAACCCCGCCUCUCUUAACCAGCAGAGGAUUGGCUCCCAGAAUAAAGGCUUGAACAACUGCCUCUUCAAGUCCAACGGCCACAGUGGUUCCCAUCAUCUAGACAUGAAGGUUCUCAGCAUCAAGCCAACGUUGCACUUCAGCCCCAAAGCCCCCCACACCGCCAGCCAGCCGAUUCCUAUCAUGGCAAGCUCAGUGAACAAGACUUCAUCUCAGCAGCAGCAGCAGUCGCCGUCAAGCAGCCAGAGUCAGCCUCAUUCAGCUCUCCACUUCCAGAACCAGCAGAUCCCGGGGCCUCUUUGUUUGCAGCAGAAGUCCACCCCACACGGAGGAGGAGGCCUGCCCUUCAAACUGUCACAACAGCGACAGGGUGUUCCUCCUGGUCCGAGGCUGCCCACUAAUGGAAGCUUAGGAGUCAUGUCCGGCCAGUCGCAGCCUCGGCCCCCGGCGCGCAACCAGCAGAAAGGCCCGGCCAAAGCUCAAGCCAUGCAGGGUCGGAUUAAUCAGCAGCAGCACGCCAUCAACAGCCCAGACAAAGACAGCACACAUGAACAGUUCAGUCGACACCUUACGAGACCACCGCCUGAUUACAAGCAGUCAAGGAGUAUGGUGGGAGUUCAGCACGGAAGCAUCUUCACAGUGACACAGUGA
Sphaeramia orbicularis (orbiculate cardinalfish) is the source of this 2751-nucleotide messenger RNA. RefSeq names its product mastermind-like protein 2. Lineage: Eukaryota; Metazoa; Chordata; Actinopteri; Kurtiformes; Apogonidae. Gene Ontology annotation, biological process: positive regulation of transcription of Notch receptor target; Notch signaling pathway. Gene Ontology annotation, molecular function: transcription coactivator activity. Gene Ontology annotation, cellular component: nucleoplasm; nuclear speck. The record is from RefSeq and is a predicted model, not a curated record.